UAUGAGAAUUACAGAAAAAGAUGCAUAGACUAACCAGUCAUGCGUCUCUAUCUUAUGAGACUAGGGUUCUUUGAGUCCUAGGUCCAGAAUAUUCCCAUCCUUUCAGGGUACCACAGCUCUCUGACUCGCUGCCAUCCCAACCUCCAUGACCAGCAGAUAAGACCCAACGAGGAUAGCUUCUAGGGAAUCCAUGAAGAGCGGGUCGAUCCCUACUCCUAAAUGCAGAACCCUACGCUCGCCUGCGUUAGACCGGCGGGCCCCUUGAUGAUGGCAUAAUCGCCAUCCUGUCGCCUCUUAAACUAGUGUCUACUCUAUCUCGACUUUUCUUGCAAGCCUUUUACAGAAGUUUUAUAUACAUCUCCAGGUUGUCAUUGCCAGUAUGGCGUUCAACCACAAUAAGGACGAAGAUGUCGUCGCUGGCGAUGGUCCAUCGGAGCAUAACUAUGACUCUGGACGCUUGCAUGAUACAGAAGAGGCCGAGUCUAUAGACCCAGAUUCUGGUGUUAAGCGUGGUCUGAAGAAUCGACACUUGUCUAUGAUGGCCUUGGCUGGCAUUAUCGGGCCUGGACUGCUUGUUGGUGCAGGCGGUGCAUUGAAUGUCGGAGGACCAGCUGCAUUGCUCAUUGGAUUUGGUGUUGUCGGUAUCAUCGCCUUCUGUAUUAUGCAGUCCCUCGGCGAGGUGACAACACUAUACCCCGGCGGAGGUUCUUUUAUCUCUCUCGCCGAGCGCAUGGUAGACAAGUCUUUCUCCGUCGCUGUAGGCUGGAAUUACUUCGUCAUCUGGGCAGCUGUUCUCGCCAAUGAGUACAACGUUAUCUGCAGUAUUCUCACAUAUUGGGGCCCAGUCGUUCCUCUCUGGGGAUACUUCCUCAUCUUCUGGACAGUAUUCAUGGGAUUCCAACUUCUCGGUGUUGAAGCCUUUGGCGAGGCCGAGUUCUGGCUUGCACUGAUGAAGCUCCUCGGAUUAACAGCGUACUUCAUCUUCGCCAUCAUCUAUGCAGCCGGUGGUUUGGUUGGUCAGGAUGGAUCUGUUGGUUUCAAGUACUGGAGUGACCCUGGAGCUUUCAACGGAAAUGGCUUCCGUGGUGUUGCAUCUGUCUUCGUGUUUUGCUCGACGUUCUACUCUGGUGUUGAGUCUAUCGCUGUUGCGGCCACUGAAACGAGAAAUCCUGGUGUUGCAGUUCCUCAGGCUAUUCGACAGGUCUUUUGGCGUAUUAUCUUCGUCUAUAUGGGAUCAGCUUUCUUCUUUGGAAUUACUUGCCCUGCUAAUGCGGAGGGACUGGUGAAUGGAGGUUCCAAGGCCCUUCAGAGUCCCAUGACUAUUGCGAUUCAGAAUGCUGGCUGGCAAGGAGGCGUCCACCUUAUCAACGCCUUCAUUCUCCUGACUUGCUUGUCCGCUAUCAACUCAUCCAUCUACUUCGGUUCCCGAACUGUCUUCUAUAUGGCGCAGUCUGGCAAGGCUCCUAAGAUAUUUGGCUGGACCAACAGCCGAGGUGUUCCUGUCUGGGCAAUUUUCAUCACCAAUGCUGUCGGUUCCAUUUCCAUGAUGAACGUCUCUACCGGUGCCUCCAAGGCUUACAGCUAUAUCGUCAACCUAUCUGGUGUCAGUGCUUUCCUUGUCUGGGGUAGCAUCUGCUUUAUCCAUAUCCGCUUCCGUCGAGCUUGGGUUACUCAGGGUCGCGGUCUCGAUGAGCUUCCGUACAAGGCGCUCGGCUUCCCAUACCUCGCCUGGUUUGGUCUUGGGGCUUGCAUUUUCUUGGCUUUGGUUCAAGGAUGGACUACGUUAUCACCAUUCAAUGCUGGAAACUUUGUGGAUGCUUAUAUCCUAGUGCCACUGUUUGGUAUCAUCUACGUAUUCUGCAAGCUUCUAUGGCGUGGAAAGGAUCCUCUCAAGCGCAGUUGGAGCAUCGAUCUCGACAGUGGCAGAAGAUUGGAUCUGGAUUACAAGAGUGGUCCAACAGAAAGGGAUGUCCCUGGCCAAACACCUUGGUGGAAGAAAGUAUGGGCUUGGUUCUGAUUUUGAAUCAGGAAAUAAUGGAACUGUCGGGUUACGAUGUUGAGCUUUUCAUGAUACCUAUUUAGCUGACGAUUGCAAGCAAAUAUAACUAGCUCCUCUAUCUCCAUAUGUUGUACAUUGACAUAGGUUUACGAAGUUACAUGGUCGGAGUGAGAAGAUGAGGCACCGUUGCGAGAAUAUAGUAAGCACAUAGUAUCAUUCGCCAUGUUUUCGCCAGGGAGGUUAUGAUGUAAGUCUUGGAGGGGGGAAAGAAAGCAUAUACAAGGUAUUGAAACUCCAUUACUACAUUCUACUCCUAGCCUUUUCUGCGCUCAACACUGUCAGAAACAAUAC
Messenger RNA from Fusarium redolens, 2350 nucleotides. RefSeq names its product amino acid permease/ SLC12A domain-containing protein. Gene Ontology annotation, molecular function: amino acid transmembrane transporter activity. The transcript has 4 exons. Gene Ontology annotation, biological process: amino acid transmembrane transport. Gene Ontology annotation, cellular component: membrane. The coding region runs from base 380 to 2017 and encodes 545 amino acids. Lineage: Eukaryota; Fungi; Ascomycota; Sordariomycetes; Hypocreales; Nectriaceae. The record is from RefSeq and is a predicted model, not a curated record.